AUGCCAGGAGCAGUGCUCGUACCAAUUGGCGGUCGGAAACUGACCCUCAGAGAGAAAAUACCCCCUAAGAGUGUCGUCUAUCCAUUCGCACUCGUCACAUCUUUGUUCUUCCUCUGGGGAUUCGCGUACGGCUUGCUCGAUGUUCUCAACAAACACUUUCAAAACAUCCUCGACAUCACCAAAUUACAAUCGACUGGGCUUCAAGUCGCAUAUUUUGGUCUCGGAUAUUUCUGUUUCUCACCGAUUGCUGGGGAAAUCCUUCGUCGGAAGAGUUAUAAGUUUACGAUUCUCAUGGGCCUGACUUUUUAUUCCACCGGCGCGAUAUUCUUCUGGCCAUGCGCUAAAUUCGCAUCAGAGGAUAACAAGAAGGCUGUCUUUGCUGGGUUCGUGGUGUGCACGGGAGUGAUCGCUUGCGGGCUCGCGUCCUUGGAAACUGCGGCUAACAGUUACAUCACGUGUUUACCCGGGACAGAACCCUCUGGGGCGGCAUUCCGUCUUCAGUUAUCCCAAUCCUUCAAUGGCGUUGCGGCGUUUAGUGGUCCAUUCAUUGCGUCGAAAUACUUCUUUACUGGCGAGAAUGCGAACGAUCUAACAAACGUACAAUGGGUAUACCUGGCUGUCGCAUUGCUGGGAGUAUCCAUUGCGCUUCUAUUCACUUUCACCCAUCUUCCUGAAACCUCAGAAGCUGAGCUGGAGGCUGCUGUACAAGCCGCUGCGGAGGUAUCUGGCGUAAACUCGAAAACUGAUGAUUCUAUCUUUAAGCAACAUCGUGUUUGGUUUGGAUGGUUUGCCCAGUUCGUAUAUGUUGGUGCCCAAGUUACUAUCGCCUCGUUCUUCAUCAAUUACGGCGCGGAGGCUGUUGGCUAUUCAGACGCCAAGUCAUCCAAUUUCCUGUCUUAUUCUCUCAUCAUGUUCACCUGCGGGCGCUUCCUCGGUGUUUUCGUCCUCACCCUAUGGCCAGGCGAGCUUCUGGUUGGCAUUUGGGCUACACUCUGUAUGGUUUUCGUCACCUGUGCAACCUUUGUCCACGGAGAAGGUGGUCUCGCCUGCUUGAUGCUCACCAUGUUCUUCGAGGGACCCCUCUUCCCGUGCAUCUUUGUCAUGUCGACCAAAAAUAUGGGACGACACACCCGUCGUGCAUCCUCGCUCUUGAUUUCGGCCAUCUCGGGUGGAGCAGUCUUCCCACCGAUUCAGGGAGCAAUUGCCGACAAGCACGGUACACGUAUCUCAUUUGCGCUCUGCAUACCCGCGUUUGCGUACACCGCUGCCUUUGGAUUCUGGCUAUGGGUCAGACAUGGAGCACACUUUAACCUCCGGCACGAGAAGGUGGCCGAGGUUGAGCCUGCGCUCGAAGCUGUGGGACGUACGUCUCUCCACUUGCACCCUCACGAAAAGGGUGGGUUCGAUGGGAGUCCAGUUGGACAAACCCAAGACGUACGCGAAGAUGAGUUGAAGGAGAAGGUUUAA
This is a messenger RNA of Rhizoctonia solani, 1467 nucleotides long. Its product is annotated as major facilitator superfamily transporter. The record is from RefSeq and is a predicted model, not a curated record. Gene Ontology annotation, biological process: transmembrane transport. The transcript is spliced from 5 exons. Gene Ontology annotation, molecular function: transmembrane transporter activity. The coding region runs from base 1 to 1467 and encodes 488 amino acids. NCBI's taxonomy places the organism in Eukaryota, Fungi, Basidiomycota, Agaricomycetes, Cantharellales, Ceratobasidiaceae.